Molecule: messenger RNA, 472 nt
Organism: Nicotiana tabacum (common tobacco)
Lineage: Eukaryota; Viridiplantae; Streptophyta; Magnoliopsida; Solanales; Solanaceae
Source: RefSeq, a predicted model, not a curated record
UACAAACGUAGGAAUGGAAGCUAUAAUUAAUUAACGAGAGAAAAAUGCGUGAUUUAGUGUUGUUUGGUUGUAAAGUUGUAUUACAAGAGGGGUCUGCAGAGUUAGAGAUAAAGAAAAUGCAGAUAACUCAGCACCCCGAAGAUGAAGACAAUGUCGAGAGAAGUGAUGAUGCUACUUAUAGCAAGCUGGAAAAGGAGAAGAAGAAUAAGAGGAAGAACCAAAGUGAUCAACAUGAUGUGGGAUCAAAGUCUGGUGAGGUUAUUAAUCUCAAGCCAAAGAAGAAAAGGAUUUCCAAAUGCCCGACUAUGGGACAAUGUGGAUCGACAGCUAUGAUGGAGAAACGGGAAGUUCCCUAGGUACUUGAUUGAGACUGACAAGCUAGUAUGUGCCUGUACCAUGGCAUUAAAUGACUGCUUCCUCCACGUGUCUUUGUAAUAAAUGCACUUUGUACUAUGUUAGGGUUCCCCUUGAU